This is a messenger RNA of Staurois parvus, 339 nucleotides long. The record is from the annotation of a GenBank genome assembly. Lineage: Eukaryota; Metazoa; Chordata; Amphibia; Anura; Ranidae.
CAGAUAUAGUGAAUGCAGGGCCCGGUGAGACCGGAUGUAGUGAAUGCAUUGUCCAGGGAGACCAGAUAUAGUGAAUGCAAGGUCCGGGGAGACCAGAUAUAGUGAAUGCAAGGUCCGGGGAGACCGGAUAUAGUGAAUGCAAGGUCCGGGGAGACCAGAUAUAGUGAAUGCAAGGUCCGGGGAGACCAGAUAUAGUGAAUGCAAGGUCCGGGGAGAGCGGAUAUAGUGAAUGCAGGGUCCGGGGAGACCAGAUAUAGUGAAUGCAGGGGUCCGGGGAGAGCAGAUAUAGUGAAUGCAGGGUCUGGGGAGAGCGGAUAUAGUGAAUGCAGGGUCUGGGGA